Messenger RNA from Thamnophis sirtalis, 757 nucleotides. The record is from RefSeq and is a predicted model, not a curated record. NCBI's taxonomy places the organism in Eukaryota, Metazoa, Chordata, Lepidosauria, Squamata, Natricidae.
AUGGAGAUUUUUCAAAGCAUUGAGAAAAUAUUUGACCGCAUAGACCAAACAUUGGGAAAUAUAAUACAAAGAAUAAUGGACAAGGAUCAGGACAAGGAAGAAAGAAUGGAGCCACCAGAAGAAACAUGGAUACAAACUCUCGAGAGUGGGCAGCAUACAAAUCCUAAUAAAUGUAAACGUAAACGAAAAGACAAAAUAUUAAAACUGAAAAAUGGAUUGACAACUCAGCAAAAUGCUUUUGUGAAGCAGAAGCAGGUAAAUAUUUCAUCACUGCGAGCAAGUUUUCAAGUUGCCAAGCUAAUAUCACGUACUGGCAGACCAUUUGUAGAGGAAGAAUUUGUUAAAGAAUGCCUUCUUUCUGUUGCCAAAGAGAUGUGUCCAGAGAAGACUGAUUUAUUUAGUACAGUGAGUCUUUCAGGACCUACAAUUACACGAAGGAUUGAAGAAAUGGGGGACAAUUUGCACCAGCAUUUGCAAAACUCCUCAAAAAAUCUUUGCUAUUUUUCAUUGGCACUUGACACAAGCAAUGACGUUCGUGAUUCUGCACAACUUCUAAUUUUCAUUCGUGGGACAAAUGAUUAUUUUGAAGUCACAGAGGAGCUUGCUGCAUUGAAAAGCAUCAAAGGAAGAACAACAGGAGAGGAUAUCUUUAAAAAGGUUCACAAACUCUGGAUGAUUUGGAGCUGGACUGGUCUAAACUAGACAGUGUGACAACUGAUGCUGCUCCUAGCAUGGUGGGAUGUAUGAAAGAAGUGGU